Molecule: messenger RNA, 1398 nt
Organism: Saccharomycodes ludwigii
Lineage: Eukaryota; Fungi; Ascomycota; Saccharomycetes; Saccharomycodales; Saccharomycodaceae
Gene: SES1
Product: serine--tRNA ligase SES1
Exons: 1
Coding region: 1-1398 (465 amino acids)
Biological process (GO): seryl-tRNA aminoacylation
Cellular component (GO): cytosol
Molecular function (GO): tRNA binding; serine-tRNA ligase activity; ATP binding
Source: RefSeq, a predicted model, not a curated record
AUGUUAGACAUUAACUUAUUUUUAGAAGAAAAAGGAGGUAACCCAGAUUUAAUCAGGGAAUCUCAAAAAGCUAGAUUUGCUUCUGUUGAAUUAGUCGACGAAAUCAUUGCUGAUUAUAAAGAAUGGGUCAAAACUAAAUUUCAACUAGAUGAACUUAACAAAAAAAUUAAUAAAGUCCAAAAGGAAAUCGGGUUAAAAUUUAAAAAGAAAGAAGAUGCUUCUGCACUUUUAGCUGAAAAAGAUACAUUAAAUGAAGAAAAGAAAAGGUUGUCUGAACAAGAACAAAAAGAAGAUGAAGAUUUGAAAAAAAAAAUUUUUUUGGUGGGUAACAUUGUCCACCCAAGUGUUCCUGUUUCAAACGAUGAAGAAAAAGAUAAUGCCUUAAUUCGUACUUGGAAACCAGCUGCUUUGGAAAAAAUUGAACGUGUUGCCUCUGCAACUAGGUUUCCUGCCAAAUUAUCACACCAUGAAAUUUUAUUGAGAUUAGAUGGCUAUGACCCAGAACGUGGUGUUAAAAUCUCUGGCCAUAGAGGUUAUUUCUUGAGGAAUUACGGUGUAUUUUUGAACCAGGCUUUAAUUAACUAUGGUUUGAGUUUCUUAACCUCUAAAGGCUACUGCCCAAUUCAAGCUCCAGUUAUGAUGAACAAAGAUGUUAUGGCCAAGACAGUCCAAUUGAGUCAAUUUGAUGAAGAAUUAUACAAAGUUGUUGAUGGUGACGAUGAAAAAUAUUUGAUUGCUACAUCUGAACAACCAAUCAGUGCUUAUCACUCUAAUGAAUGGUUUGAAAAACCCCAAGAACAAUUGCCAAUCAGAUAUGCUGGUUUCUCUUCAUGUUUUAGAAGAGAAGCUGGUGCUCAUGGUAAAGAUGCAUGGGGUAUUUUUAGAGUCCAUGCUUUUGAAAAAAUUGAACAAUUUGUUUUAACUGAGCCAGAAAAUUCUUGGCAAGAAUUUGAUAGAAUGAUUGGUAACAGUGAAGAAUUUUAUCAAUCUUUAGGAUUACCAUAUCGUGUUGUUGGUAUAGUUUCCGGUGAAUUAAAUAAUGCCGCUGCUAAAAAGUAUGAUUUGGAAGCUUGGUUCCCAUACCAAGAAGAAUAUAAAGAAUUGGUUUCAUGUUCAAACUGUACCGAUUAUCAAUCAAGAAACUUGGAAAUUAGAUGCGGUAUUAAAAAGAAGGGUGAUAAUGAAAAGAAAUAUGUCCAUUGUUUAAACUCCACUUUGUGUGCCACUGAAAGAGCUUUAUGUUGUGUUUUGGAAAACUAUCAAACUGAAGAAGGUUUGAAAAUUCCAGAAGUGUUAAGAAAGUAUAUUCCUGGCGAACCUGAUUUUAUCCCAUAUGUUAAGGAAUUACCAAAAAAUUCUACUUCCAACAAGAAGAAGGCCACUAAUACUAAUAAGUAA